Messenger RNA from Hermetia illucens (black soldier fly), 830 nucleotides. RefSeq lists its product as uncharacterized. NCBI's taxonomy places the organism in Eukaryota, Metazoa, Arthropoda, Insecta, Diptera, Stratiomyidae. The transcript is spliced from 2 exons. The record is from RefSeq and is a predicted model, not a curated record. The coding region runs from base 67 to 672 and encodes 201 amino acids.
ACAGUUGAUUGAAUGAAUACUGUGUGAAGACUCGGAGAAGAGCUGAGGACGGGCUUGGGGACAAUAAUGUCCGCCAAGAGGUCUAAAAUGGCACUCCCUGGGGAGCUAUCGUCCGAGGAGGAGGGGAGCACGAGCCCCUCAGAAAAUUACGAUUACCCGCUGAGGAAGGAUCUUGAAGAGCUCAGAGGCGAGAAAGCAGCCCUCGCACAGCAACUGGAGUGCCAACAACAGCUGAUAAUUCAGCUAAAACAGGAGGUAGCAGCGCUACAAGAGGCGAUGCGAACCAGUGUAGGAAGAAAUAAUCGUGAACCGAUCGUCAUCGACAGCGGGGGAGCACCAGCAGCAAUAGAGGAUUCAACAAGAGCCAACGAAGAGUGCGAGAUGGACAGCGUGGGACCAUCACCAUCACCAAACCCCGAAGUCAACGACGAAGGUGACCCGUUCAACUUCGUGCGGAGGAGGAAACAUAACAAGAUAAAGGUUAGUGUAAAAACUGUAACCGCUCCUAAACAGGCACAUCGCCCAAAAUUGUUCAAUUGUGCACAGAUGUGUCAGGUGGACAAAAUCCCAUCCUCGCGGGGAAUGCGGAAGACAGGCGACCGAAGGGCCUCUUUGCUGCAACUGCGGCCAAGCUGGCCACCCAGCGAGCUAUCGCGGGUGCCCAGCCUAUAAAGAAAUGGUAGCCAGGAAGGAAGCUGCCAAACAAAAGCGAGCCAAUGAAAGCUCCCAAGUCAAGCGCACAGUGACACAACUGUCACAAAGCUUGGUCAAUCCCAGCGUAUCGUACGCUCAAGCUGCCAGAAACACUCAACCAAGAGUGGCAGCACAAC